AUGGCCUCCCACACAUGGCGUCUCCUUACCAAUAGGGACUCGCUCUGGGUUAAAUGGAUCCACUCCUACAGGCAGAAAGAUCGUAACUUCUGGGAUGCCCCGAUACGCAGUGAUGUGGGUUGGGGCUGUAGGAAGAUCCUUGGGAUGAGGGAAAAGAUUAGAGACUUCAUUGUCUCCCAGAUUGGUGAUGGCGCGUCCACGUCUGCCUGGUAUGAUAACUGGCAUCCGGCUGGCCCUCUCUACCGGCUUAUCUCCCCCCGUAAUAUUCUCAAUUCCAAUCUUUCUCUCUCUGCUUCUGUCAGAGAUAUUGUGUCCCAGGGCAAUUGGACGUCUCCUCUCCUGAGGGACAAUUCAAACCCUUCUMUYCGUGUCUCUCCCCUCCCCGUUCUUUCUUCGACCACCCCUGAUAAGCUCCUCUGGAGAACUCGGGAUGGCCGUCUUACUUCUUUCUCUGUCCGUGAGGUAUGGCUCUCCCUUCGUCCAAAUGAGCCUGAUGUCUCCUGGCAUCAUAUGGUCUGGUUCUCCCAAAGCAUCCCUAGACAUGCCUUCAUUCUGUGGGUUGCUCUCAAGCAGCGUCUCAAGACGCACGAUAAACUCCGGUUCUGGGAGGCCCAUGCUGACCUGUCAUGUGCUUUCUGUCAGAACGGGCCUGAUUCGCAUUCGCAUCUUUUCUUUGAGUGCCCGUUCCCUAAUAUGGUCUGGAAUGGCUUAAAAGCCAAGCUGAACCUCAACGGUAUCCCGGAUAUCUGGGCUGAUAUUAUCGGUUUGUUUCAGCAAGUCACCAAAUGA
Messenger RNA from Cynara cardunculus var. scolymus (artichoke), 789 nucleotides. RefSeq lists its product as uncharacterized. The transcript has a single exon. Lineage: Eukaryota; Viridiplantae; Streptophyta; Magnoliopsida; Asterales; Asteraceae. Bases 1 to 789 code for a protein of 262 amino acids. The record is from RefSeq and is a predicted model, not a curated record.